GAAGACUGCAUCACCCACAGUUCUCUGCGCUUGUGAGUGACGUCACCAAGAGCCCGGACCCGGCGUACCUCAGAGCGGUGUGCAUUUAAGAAACGACCAUUGACUUUUACAGACGUUUUGGCGACGGCUGUGACGUUUUUCUGGACACUGACGCGGGUGCUUGGUAGCGAUGACGCUGCCGCUGCUGUGCGUUGGAGGAAGAGGAAGGAGGUGAUGAUGAUUACGAGCACUUAGCUCCCUGUCCGCCUGGCCGACGGACCCACCGACCGACCCGACCGGUUACAGCCCGCAAGUCGUGAAGUGUCACCGCUCAACCAGAGCAGAAUUUCGCAUAGAAACGCCAAGAUGCCCCGGAGAAAACAAUCCAACCCACAGCCGGUGAAGUUUGAAUCUGGGGAUGGAGCGGUUGUGUGUGAACCCAGCUGCCUAGUUUUGGAAAGCGACUUCCUUUUGAGUGGAGAGCUGGAGUUUGAAGAUUCAGAAAUUUUGGGGUUGGAUAGAGAGUCUGGUAUGACUGUCUUCUCUCUGAGCGUGGAGGACGACUCUUCAGCAUUAACAGAAGUCCAGUCCUGUAAAGGAUGUGGUCAGCUUCUAGGAGACACACCUCUGGGUGCAGGCUUGGAUCUGGGUAUGGGCUUGGACCUGCGGGCAGAACUGUAUUGUCUGAAUUGCGAGGAAAGCCUACAGCAUGCAGCCAUGGAUUCCUCUGAGGUUCAGGAGACAAACAUGUCGCACAGAUCCACCAGUAAAGUCUCCAGCAGUAAGAGAAGAAGCCUGGUUAAGACUGCUGAAGCUGGACACGUGUCACCUAAAUUGUUCUCAUGCUCGCUGUGCGCCUUCACGUCACACUACUCCAACCACUUGAAGCGCCACAUGAGGACCCACGAUGGUCAGAAACCGUACCGCUGCCCCGUCUGCCCAUACGCCUCGGCCCAGCUCGUCAACCUGCAGCGCCACACCCGCACCCACACUGGGGAGAAGCCGUACGGCUGCCACCAAUGCAGCUACGCCUGCAGCUCUCUGGGCAACCUGAGGAGACACCAGCGCAUGCACACAGGGGAGCGGCCACAGCAGAGGGAAAAGAGGCAGGGGAGACGCAAAGCCUUAAAUGCUGAGCUCAAAGAAGAUUUGACCAUACACGUCUCCCAGGACUCCACUUACCUCCAGACUCUUGGGGGUCUCUGCUCUCCCGCCGCCCCACUGCCCAUUCUCCUCUUUCCCCUGUGCUGCCGGGUGUGUGGCCUCACGCUGGAGGAGGCCGACCUAGAAGAAGACAAGACCAAGGAUGAAGGGGAGGCCGAGGCUGACGGAGGACAGGUGUGUCGGCGCUGUUCCUUGGGCCUGCUGUCCAAAGACGCCUCCAGGUCUCCCUACAGACAGACUGCGUCUCGGAGAUCCCGACGAGGCCAACGGGGUACCAAGCGAUACAGCUGCUCCCUCUGCCCCUUCCUGUCCCACUACCCCAACCACCUGGCCCGUCACGCCCACACUCACUCAGAGGAGAAACCUCAUCGCUGCCCACACUGCCCUUACACCUCCUCGCAUCUUGACAACCUCAAGCGGCACUUGCGCGUGCACACAGGGGAGAAGCCGUACCAGUGCCCCUCAUGCAGCUACGCCUGUGGAAAUCUGGCCAACCUGCGACGCCACGAGCGCAUCCACUCUGGUGCCAAGCCGUUCCACUGCGGCAUCUGCAGCUACUCCUGCAACCAGAGCAUGAACUUAAAGAGGCACAUGCUGCGACACACAGGAGAGAAGCCAUAUGCCUGCAAUGAGUGCAGCUACACUACGGGCCACUGGGACAACUACAAACGCCACCAGAGGAAACACGGACACAACACGGACAGUUGGGACAAGCACUCGCACAUCAGUGGCCUCCGGUGGAGCAACGGCACCGAUAAGAGUCAGGAGGAGGAGGAGGAGAACAUUUAAACCAAGACAUGUAUGUCAGGUUUAUGCAGUUCACAAAUGGCCAUUAAAUGCAGCCUUUGUUUUAUGGCUCAAGGAAGGUUCUGGUUCACUGACAAUCAUGAGAAUCAGCAAUUUGACUAAUGGUGUCGACACUAAACUGUGGCUGCUAGCCCGUGCCCUGUUACCCACAAAUGAAAAGGGAAGAUGUGAUGUUAUGUGAUGUCAGAAUGAAACCUGUGUGUGUCUGUGUGUCUGUUUGUACUUGCACUUGCAUCAAAGUGAGGCCCAAAAAGUGUAUUUUCAUACCAAAGUGAGGACAUUUCGGACGUUCAUCACUUCUUUGAAGGUUUGGGGGUUAAGAUGUGAUUUUAGGGCUGAGGUUAGAAUGAGUGUUGGUUUGGAUUAGAGAAGGGUUAGACGUCUGCCUUUAGUUGUGAUGGUUAGGGGUAGGGAAGGCAUUAUGUCAAUAGAGGUCACUUCAAUGUAAGUUCAAGGGUGCUUGCGUGCGUCUGUGUGUUCACCGUCAGCUCCAGCUCAGCUUGGAGCCAAACUCAGGUGCCUUAAUGCUGCGCUGACGUUUUAAUGGGGCAUUAGCGUGGUUGCAGUAAAUACAGUUCACAUAUUCAUUAAAUGUUAUUUUCCUCUACAGAUGAUCUAUAUUUGUUACUGUUUGUGUUUAUGGACUACAGUAUGUUCUGAGUCUGGGUGUUGGGGAUUGUAGCACGUUUCCUCUGCAGCUGUUGAACUAAACUACUAACAUUGAAGAAGCUCUGCAUUUUUGUUGUCUGAACAUCUGCACCAUCAAUCAAUCCAUCACUACUUGGUGAUUGUUCAGGACAAAGCACAUUAAAUCACAUCCCUCACAACAGAAACUGGAAUCUUUUAAUCAUCAGGGCAGUUUUAUAAAGUUUUUUUCAGUAUAAACCAUAAUAGCUGUAACAAUGACAAUGAGAUUUUUUUCCCUGAAGAAUUAAACAUUUCACUAAUAAUAAUAAUACUGUGACUUAAUCUGAAUCAACAUAUGGUGAAUAAUUUGUAAAAGAUCAGAUUAUACAUUUAAAAAUGAUUUUGGUGACAGAAAUAAAGAAUUUACAUUUAAUUCUCAGUUACAGUUUCACUGUUAAAGUGUGUUGGCUGUUGAUUUUUUUUAAAGAUUUUUUUUAAUAGCAGAUGUUGCCUGUUCAAAGGUUUCAAUCUUUAGUUUACAAUUUUUCUUUUUCUUUUUUUUUUAGUUUUACAAUUCUGAUUUAGCCAAAAUGAGAAGUUACUGGAAUAAACAACGUGCUGCUUAUGUUCAGGACGUUA
Messenger RNA from Betta splendens (Siamese fighting fish), 3216 nucleotides. Its product is annotated as zinc finger protein 513-like. Gene Ontology annotation, molecular function: DNA-binding transcription factor activity; RNA polymerase II cis-regulatory region sequence-specific DNA binding. The transcript has 7 exons. Bases 346 to 1932 code for a protein of 528 amino acids. Gene Ontology annotation, biological process: regulation of transcription by RNA polymerase II. The record is from RefSeq and is a predicted model, not a curated record. NCBI's taxonomy places the organism in Eukaryota, Metazoa, Chordata, Actinopteri, Anabantiformes, Osphronemidae.